AUUAAAUUAACAACCUUUUGCGUACGUCAUAUUUCUCAACGUGUGACGAAGAGCGUUCACGGUUACUUCGAACCAGACUCCCUGCCUUUACCCACAAUAACCAACAGUCGGUCUAAUUCCUAACUGUCUCUCUCUCUGAGUGUCCACAAUCGACCAUCUUGCUUACUCUGUCUCUUUCCUCCCACGUGCAAAGGAAAGAGACAAAGGGAAACUAGUCCGGCUCCGGCCUGGUCGAUCAAUGGGUCCCACGUGCGCGCUCAUCCACAACGGUACAGAACCAACCGAUAGUAACACUUCGCGAUGGCUUUAUGCUAUUUCGCACUGUUUCUAUUCAUAAUAACGAGACGAAGUGUGAAGAGGCGAGAAGGGGUGUGGAGCGGGGGGGGCGGGAGAAGAGUCAAUAGGUACCCAAGUCUCGAUCGGGUGUACCUUUCGAGACAGGUUCCCACGGCUCCACAAAGACACCACCUACUGAGAGUAGUUCUUUAUACCACUAUCCGCGCAUAUUGUGUAACGCAGCCGAUGCACAAGCGCUGCUGGUGGAAAACCUGAAAGGGCAACUAGGCAGCGGUUUAUGGUCAGUGACGACUCGCCUUGGAGCCGAUGACGACGGUGGUUAGGUCGGUGAGGUGAUAUUCGGAGCAGCCACUAAGAGUGAGGGACGGCGACCACACCACGGUACAAGAACGGUAACGCACGCACGCGGCCAGGCAGGCAGGCAGGCAGUUACGCAUCGUCAUGCACUGACGUUGGAAUUAGUGGCGUGAUGCGAAGGAAUUUCGAUCGAUCGCAACUUGGCACGAGUAGUCACACGGUGGACGUGCAACGUCGCGCGACAACGUCAGGCGCAAGCGGGCAGCUCUCGCUUCGGUGAUAACGCACACAGUCGUCGCACACACAGGCAUCGGCCUAUUAACGCGUGAGUCGUCGAUCAGCGCUCGCUCCUUAACUAAUUGCUCGACGAACUUUGACCACUGUACAACAAUCCCACCCGUCAGACACGUUCACGGUCCAAUCUCGGCCGAUUUCUCGCGCGGCCGGUCCUCCUCCUUGCCCGCGCGCAUUGUCCGCGCAUCCUCCUCUCCGUCGUCAACUUUGUCGUACAAAGCAAGUGUGAUCCGCGAAAAAUCGAGCGCGACUACGCUCAAAGGUUAAAGGGAUGCUAUCGACAUGGAGUUGGAUCUUUCUUAAUCUCAUUAUCUAUGUAAGCAGCGUCCCGGUGGAAAGUGAAACUAAAGCCUUGUUAGAGCUAACCGAAUUAGACUAUGAAGAUGCAUGUUAUAACAUCAGCAAUGUACAAUGGUCAUUUACCGUUGCACCUUCCGAAGAAACAUUACUCGCAUGGGAAGUGCAACAGUACGAAUAUGGGAUAUUUAAGAAAACACAAAAAAUCGAGAUACUCAAUACAAUAACAGAUGACAAUAAAUUACAGCUCGAACGAUUACUUAAAUAUAAAUAUGAUGUGAUUGAGAAACCUGGGGACGCGCUGCUGAAAGAAGAAGAUUGGAAGCAACUCGUGCACUUUGUCGGUACCGUAGAAUUGCAAAGAUCCAUCAACAGUUAUGUCAACAAAUCGCAAAACUAUUCACGAGAAGAUGUAGAAUAUUUGCUGUCCCACAGCGGGGAAGCAAGCGGUAAACAAGCUGCUUGGAACGGCUGGUAUCGUGAAUUAAAACCGCUAAUGGUGAAUUAUUCAAACAAUUUACCUUUUAUCGCGGAAGCGGCAAAAGAAAAUGGUGCCAAAAACGUUGAGGAAUAUUGGGAGAUGUUGGCAGGAUAUCCUGAUGCGUAUGAGAAAAUAAGGAACGAAUGGAGUCGGAUUAAUAAUCUUCAUAAAAAAAUUCUGAAAUUCAUUGGCACGAACUUGUCCAAAAAAUAUGGGAUUAUUAUAAAUGACACACUACCAGCUCAUUUACUUGGUAGCUUACAAGGAUACGAUUGGGCGGAUUUACCAUCAGAUUUAUUUGCCGAAUCAAAUUUAAUCUACGAUAUCAAGAAGAAUCUCUGGAAGAAGAAAUACGCAGGAAAAUCUCUAUACAAAAUUGCAUCUAAUUUGGGUGCAUUAUUACUCAAACAAGUUCCUCAAGCUGAAUUUUGGGAGAACAGCGAGUUCAAUCGACAAUGUCCAUCUAGACUAUUAAAUCUUUGUCGAGAUGGUAAAAUGAGAGUAUCAACUUGCUACAAAGCCACCAUGAGCAAUUUUAUAGCAGCUCACAAAGAUGUCGGGAGAAUUCUAUUCAAUCAAAUGAUUGUCGAGGACACUCCCGUUCUCAAUAUAGUUAACAGAUAUUCGGGAUUAGAAGAAAGUAUAUCGACAUUAUUUGGAAUAAUAUCGGCGAGUCCUGGAUGGCUAAAUCAUACUAACUUAAUGAAUACCUCCAACGAUAAUGAACAACGCAUGAUUGUAUCUCUAAUGAUUACUGCCUUAGAUAUACUUCCACGAUUAACGUAUUAUUAUUCUGCCGACAUGUGGCGAUUAAAUGCAAUUGCGAAGAAUAUUUCUGAUCCAGUGGAUUUGUUGUCGUCUUGGUGGAAACACAGGCAAGAAUAUGAAGGUGUCUCUUCCAUCGAUGCGGUUAGUCCUACUUUCCUGGAUGAUAUUUAUAUUAUUGACAACAAACCGUAUCUUCCUAAAAUCCUUGGUACGUUACUUGCUUUCCAAUUAUACGAGUAUGUGGCGGACUCAACCGAAGUCAGAUACAACAACAUUGACGGAAAAUUUAUGAAUGGCAAGAUAAUAAAAAUGAUUCAAAGUGGUGGCGCCCACAAUUGGCCAGAUGUUCUCAACGAAAACUUGGAUAUAGACGAUAUAUACAUGGAUCCUCUCAUUUCAUAUUUUGCACCGUUGGAAGAAUUUAUCGAGAUAAGUGAAGAAAACUUUGAAUAUAAAUCUGGAUCAAAAGAAGACAAAGAAUUAGAAGAAUUGGAGAAGCAUAUAUUGCAAGAAAUAAAUGCUCUCACUACGACAUCACCACCACCACCACCACCACCACCACCAGCAUCUACAGUCAUAAUUACAAACAAACACAAAACAACAAAAGUUAUGUCAUCUAACUUUAGAAAUAUUGCGAACCAAGUACAACUUACAACAAGUAUAUCUAUUCCGGAAGACAAGCCAAAAAGUCCCGAUUCAUCGGAGUCAACUAAAGUUCCUGUCAAUGAAUCACUGACGCCUGGUGUAGCAAAUGAUACACAAGAGAAUACACCAAAGAUUAACACCAGUAAAACAAUAUGGGUCGUAAGCGCAGUUCUUAUAGCUAUAAUUGUCAUUUGUAUGAUCGCGAUCUUCGGGAGACAAAGAUGUCGUAAAACGCCAAAAAAUAGACGAUAUGUUUAGCGAUAUAAUUUUCUAACUUUCGUCAUUAAACAUAUUUAUUUCUUGCAUUUAGUCCUUAAGAAAAUUCUUGGUCUCGUAAAUUAUUGUCACAAAUAAUGCAUAUUUCAUUAACGGAGCCGUUUUUUGAUUAUUAUUUAAUUUUGAAAUACAUUCGACAUUUCACUCGGCAUUCCUUAGCGAUUUUUCUUACUGUAGAUAUAUUUUUUCUUUCCUAAUAGGAAUAAUGAGUCAUUGUUAUAUUUGAUUUUUAUAUUCUGUUCUUCCAUUCUUGAUAUAUAUCGUAUUCUUUGAAAAAAUGCACUUACUAACAUUGGUAGUUCGGUAUCCAAUUGUUUUCUGGUAUCAAUCAUAUUGAAUAAUGUCAAGAGAGAAGUCGUGCGAAUUCUAUUCUUGCAAAACUUGAACGUGCAACGAAUUGAUUCAUUCGAUUUUUCUCUUUUAUCAUAAUAAAUUAAUAUGACCAUAGGAAGAGAUCCCAUAAAUCUUGAAAAAACUUGCAGCUGGUAUGUAUCUCUAAUUAUAUAUAUAUAUA
This is a messenger RNA of Harpegnathos saltator (Jerdon's jumping ant), 3869 nucleotides long. RefSeq names its product angiotensin-converting enzyme. Bases 1160 to 3337 code for a protein of 725 amino acids. The record is from RefSeq and is a predicted model, not a curated record. NCBI's taxonomy places the organism in Eukaryota, Metazoa, Arthropoda, Insecta, Hymenoptera, Formicidae. Gene Ontology annotation, molecular function: peptidyl-dipeptidase activity; metallopeptidase activity. The transcript is spliced from 13 exons. Gene Ontology annotation, biological process: proteolysis. Gene Ontology annotation, cellular component: plasma membrane.